Ipomoea nil (Japanese morning glory) is the source of this 1966-nucleotide messenger RNA. RefSeq names its product synaptotagmin-4-like. NCBI's taxonomy places the organism in Eukaryota, Viridiplantae, Streptophyta, Magnoliopsida, Solanales, Convolvulaceae. The coding region runs from base 187 to 1737 and encodes 516 amino acids. The record is from RefSeq and is a predicted model, not a curated record. The transcript is spliced from 11 exons. Gene Ontology annotation, molecular function: lipid binding. Gene Ontology annotation, cellular component: endoplasmic reticulum.
AGACCUCAUUUGUUUGCAAAGAGGAAAAAGGAAGUGAAUGAGUUUAAAGUAGCAGUAUCAGUGUACGUAUACAACGUUUGAGUCUGAUUGUUGUUUUGUUUGUUUCCCACGAUCCAUAUACAAAUAAAUAAAUACACAAAAUCCUCAAAUUGAUGUGUUUUUUGGGGCUGGCAUUAUCAAACAAAGAUGGGUUUGAUUUCGGGGACGCUGUUGGGCAUUAUGUUCGGGAUCGGGUUGAUGGCGAUUUGGCGCCAUGUAAUGAGAUACCGCAGCACCAAACGUAUCGCCAAGGCAGUUGACGUCAAACUAAUGGGUAGCCUAAACAGGGAUGAUCUCAAGAAAAUCUGCGGUGAUAAUUUUCCUGAAUGGGUAUCAUUCCCUGUCUAUGAGCAGGUGAAAUGGUUGAACAAACAACUGAGUAAGCUGUGGCCCUUUGUUGCUGAUGCGGCUGAGGCUGUUAUAAGAGAGUCUGUUGAACCUUUGUUAGAAGAAUAUCGCCCUCCCGGGAUUAAUUUGAAGUUCAGCAAACUGUCCCUUGGAACUGUGGCACCAAAGAUUGAAGGUAUUCGUGUUCAGAGCCUUAAAAAGGGUCAAAUUACUAUGGAUGUUGACUUCCGAUGGGGUGGAGAUCCCAGUAUCAUUCUAGCUGUUGAAGCUGCACUAGUUGCUUCUUUGCCCAUUCAGUUGAAAGACCUUCAAGUCUUCACAGUUAUUCGUGUUAUCUUCCAACUUGCUGACGAAAUUCCUUGCAUAUCUGCUGUUGUUGUUGCUUUACUUGCCGAGCCAAAGCCAAGAAUCGAUUAUGUAUUGAAGGCUGUCGGUGGAAGUUUAACCGCCAUUCCUGGACUUUCAGAUAUGAUAGAUGUUACUGUGAAUUCUAUUGUCACGGAUACGCUACAAUGGCCCCAUAGGAUUGUUGUUCCAAUUGGUGGUUUACCUGUGGAUACAAGUGAUUUGGAGCUUAAGCCACAGGCGAAGGUUACGAUAACGAUAAUCAAGGCAAAUGACUUAAAGAACAGGGAAGUGAUUGGAAAAUCUGAUCCGUAUGCAAUUGUAUAUAUCCGUCCACUGUUCAAGGUUAAAACAAAAACUAUCGAUGACAACCUUAACCCUGUUUGGAAUGAGACAUUUGAGUUGAUUGCAGAAGACAAGGAGACACAAGCUGUUAUCCUCGAGGUUUUUGAUGAAGAUGUUGGGCAAGAUGAGCUAAUGGGUGUUGCAAAGUUACCUCUGAAUGAGCUGGUACCUGAGACUUCCAAACAACAUGAAUUGAGACUGCUGCCAAAACUUGACAUGUUUAAAGUCAAAGACAAGAAGGACAGAGGGACCAUUACAAUUAAGGUGUUGUACCACGAAUUCAGCAAGCAAGAGCAGCUAGCUGCCAUGGAGUAUGAGAAUAGGACCCUGGAAGCGCGAAAAAAGCAGAGAGAAGAAGGUACGAUUGGGAACGGAAGGGAUGCCAUGGAUGGGGCAGGAUCCGCUGUUGGUACAGGAGCGGAGGUUGUGGGGAGUGGCAUGAGUGCGGGCAUUGGAGCGACUGGAAGUGGGAAGGGAGCAGUGAGCAGUGGGCUUAGCAAAGCCGGUAAGUUUGUUGGUAGGACAUUUACCGGGCAUUCCAUUUCCAUCCAUCCCCAUUCUAAGAGCCACCGGCGUGAAAAUUCCUCCCCAACAUUGAACUCUGCUCGUGAAGGUGGCGGUGGUGGUGGUGGUGGUAAUGGUGAUGCAAAGCCAGUUUAGACUAUAACGCUCUAGACUUGGACUUUCACAUCAAUUUUUUUUGACAGAUUGCCGUUCGAUAUGCCAGUUUAGUUGUCCAUGGACCAAAUUUGGUGUCUAAAGGAAAACCUUAAUUAUGAGUGUAGUGAUGAAACAUAAGCUUUGAUGUUCUAAUCAAUCGAAUUUGGUCUGUAUAGCCUUGUUAAAAAAUAAUGAUGUACAUUCUUAUCCUUUCCCUUUCUUCACAAAA